Lates calcarifer (barramundi perch) is the source of this 1643-nucleotide messenger RNA. RefSeq lists its product as uncharacterized. Lineage: Eukaryota; Metazoa; Chordata; Actinopteri; Centropomidae. Bases 67 to 1092 code for a protein of 341 amino acids. Gene Ontology annotation, biological process: regulation of B cell differentiation; positive regulation of B cell receptor signaling pathway; B cell receptor signaling pathway. Gene Ontology annotation, molecular function: transmembrane signaling receptor activity. The record is from RefSeq and is a predicted model, not a curated record. The transcript is spliced from 6 exons. Gene Ontology annotation, cellular component: membrane raft.
GAGCAAGUUAGGGACUGUCUUCAUACAUUUCUUUUGCCACCUCUGUCUUUCUCCUUUUAAUGUGAAAUGCUUUCAAGGAUAAAACUGACUUGUAAAUGCUCUUUUCAUUUGUGCUCUGGCCCCUUUAGUGACCUUAGUGUGUCUGUGUUCAGAAAAACAGACAACACACAUUUUGAGGAAGCGGCUUUACCAGAAACAGGAAGCCCAACGCUGCAGUUCGUGUAUCAGAACAAAUUGAGAAACUCUGAGCAGAUAACACGGUGCAAAUUCGUCAAAGAAGACUAUAAACACCCUCCAAAUAACUGCUCAAAUCACAACAUGGAAUCUCUACGAUUUUGCCGUCUGCUCUUCAUGCUGACUUGGAUAUUUGGAUUUUUCUUCCCUUCUGUGUAUUCGGGAAAGGAUGCACCAAAAUUAUUCCUGAACACCACAGUCUUUGUGGCCCUUAAAGGUGAUGAUCUCACUGUUAACUGUACCGUGACGACACCAGCAAACUACAGUCAAGACAAGAUGGAUUGCUACAAUCCUCACAACAGUUUAAUACAUACCUAUGAAAUCCCACAGGCAAUCAAUGAGCAGACACAAAAUUAUGAAGUGAAAUUGAAAAACCUGACCAUCUCAGGAGCAUACUAUUGUCAGUGUCAAGCAGCCACGGUAUUCUGGUAUGUUCAAGUGAGAGAUGGUGGCUACAAGGAGCCCAUAAUGCAUGAGUUCAUCAUAUUGGCUGUCGUCACUGGUUUGCUGCUGGUUUUCAGCAUCAUCGGGUCAGUGUAUGUCUUCAGAGGACAUUGGAAAGAGCAGAUUACCAACUGUGGCGAAACUGUCAGAAAAGGAAAUCAAACCAGAGAACAACAGGAGGUGAGAGAGGUGGAGGAAGACAAUGUAGAUGUGAUAACAGCUCCGUCUACAUCUUUCUAUGCUAGUCUAGAGCCUCGGCCCAGGUCCAUUUAUGAUGUGCUGGACCACUCAGCUGCCAACAGAGAGCCAAACCAAACAGAAACUAAACCCAAGAAGAAUAAGUCCCAAAAAACAACGGAGCAAACCACACAACAGAAUGAAGGCGUAUUUGAGUCUGUCUAUGAGAACUUUUAAAUCAUAACUGAUCUUUCUUCACCAGACUAUGAUAUUUAUAUCAGUAGCUGAGAUCAUUUCUGUUUGCUUGCUGUGUCAUUGUCCCCUGUUACUAGUUGAAAAAUUGUUAAGAUUCUUUGAAAAUAUAAGUAACAACUACAAUGUAAAAAUACUGUACUCAGAGUACUCACUGUGCAGGCAAAAUGGCCUCUAUCAGUAUUACAUUAUAUAUUGUCAUACUUAUUAUGAAUGCAUUAUCAUGUAAGCACCAUUUUAAUUUUGCAGCUUCUUACAGUGGAGGCAACUCUAUUUAUUUUAUUUCUUGUUUGGUUUAAUUUACUGCCUGACAAUGUAUUAUGGCUUUUUAAAAUCAAAAUCUGUGAAAGCAACUAACUACUAACUAAGUAAACUGUACAUAAAAAUGAAAAAAAUACAGUAUUUAUUUCUGAAGUGUAGAGUAGCAUAAGUGAAAUAGCUCAGAAUUGUCCAUGCAGCAUUUGAGUAUAUAAUAUACUUGUUUAAUGUAUACUGGCUGUUUCCGACCAAAAAAUAAAAUAAACCUUUCCUUGUCA